AUGGGGAUAGUACAGAACAAUGACUUGUUGAUGGAUGUGGACGCAAUGGACUUCGUUGACGAUUCGUCGAGCGAGAUAUCAGACACCAGCAAUACCCCAGUGGGAAUUGCUGACCAGUCGUUUGACAGAGACCCUGUAACGGGAGAAAUAAGUAUGAAACUGACCUCUGUUUGUGAAUUACCCCUGCGGAAGGGCGAGCUUGGUCACUUGAAGUUUAAGUUGGGACCUGUCGCUUCCAGUAAUGUGGCAUUUUUGACCAUGGAGAACCAACAUACAAUCUACCCGGUGAGAAUACCACGCUUGGAUACAAGUGCCCGCUUUUCUGAAUACAUCAAGAAGCUGUUCGAGAUUUACGAAUCGCUUGGAGACGACAGAGCGUACUCGAUCCCCACCAUUGGGGUGAUCAACACCGAUUCUCAAAAUGAGCAUGUUGCUGCUGUCAACCUCGCGAUGGACGCACUCGUUUCAGAACUGGAAAUGUUUAUCGACGCUCUCAAAGAAGACGAUAGAUACCUGACGCGGUUUUUGGAGCUCGAGGAAAGCUUGACAAUUUUGAACUGCCUGCGAUUGAAUUACUUCAUCAUCGAUUCCCCUGAUUCGGAGAGCAUACGAGAUAACUUCACUACUUCGUUGCUGAAGUGGGUCAACCGGUCCGAUGGCGAGCCCAACUCAGACUACAUCGAGCAAGUGUUUCAAUUGGCGUCCCCCGAAAAGCAAGUAUUUGAAACGUCUUUCUUUUGGAAACUUCUAAAUCAGCUGCUCCUGAGAGGACUUUUCCAACAGGCGGUGGGCUGCAUUGAAAGAUCUGAGCUCAUACCGUACUUGGAAAAGACAUGUGACGUAUCCGCCUCUGCGGUGAUAAACUUGGUUCAGCUGGUGAACCAGUAUCCCUUAGAGAAUGCGGACACUUUCAGAGAAUGGAAGUCGCUAACGCUUGAGCUGUCGCAAAAUUUUGCAAACAGCGAAACUGAUAUAGGUACAGAAUUGCGGGGUUAUUUGGAGGACACGUUGCUGCUAGUGAGUGGUAACGAGGAUAAAAUUGUCCGUUACUCGAGAACUUGGUAUGAGUCCUUUUGUGGGUUUCUACUAUACUAUAUCCCGUCUCUAGAGCUGGCUCCGGAAUACCUAGAGAUCUCGUUGAAGAAUAACCCUCUAGACAUAACAAACAGUUGGGAACGCAGCUGUGCUGAUAUAAUAAAAGGUAGCGUGUACUCCAUUCUGCCCGUCUUAGAGUCUCUGGAUGCGUGCACUGCCUCCUUCACGGCGGCGUUGGUGGAGGCAAAGGGUCUGCUGGAAACCAAUUUUGCAAAUGAAUUGGAACAGUCGGAGGAUAACCUCUUUUCAAAUGGUAUGGCGAACUAUAUGUUGAGCAACUUUGCCUUGGAAUUGUGUUCUAUGGAUGACAAAUCGUUAUGGCCUGUGGCAAUCGGUAUUAUCAGUCUAGUUCCCUCUGUGAGCACGAGCGCCAAAAAAGCUGCUAUAUCGGAACUUUUGGAACAUUACCCUUUCAAAACGAACGACGACAUUGAGUGGCUACUGAGUGUUUGUGCACAAUGGAAACUACCAGAGGUUGCCAAAUCUGUCUACACAAUGCUUGGUACGUCUAUGAUAAACGAGGGGAAGACAAUCGAAGCGAUGACAAAUUUCAGCAAAGCUGGGAAGUUUGAUUUAGUGAAGGACUUUUCUUGGACUCUGUUCGAGGCGUCCGCUUUACAGGGCUCCCCACUGGGUGACGAAAUCCUAGACUCUAUUGUCAGCACAGGUAUGCUUGAUAGCAACCACAACAUGGUUAUAUCGGAUGAAAUAUUGGACACAUUGGUAACAGACGCGAUGAGGCAGGCGCUUGCCCCCUACGCCGUGUUAUUCAGAUUCUACGAUGCGCAACAGCAAGGGAAUUCAGAUUUGGCACUGGAGUUGUUGAUGCUGCUGAUCACGUUCCCAUACCUACCGGACUGCUACUUCGUUCUAUUGGUUUGCAAGUUUCUGUACCCUAUUUUCCUCCUAAACGAUUCCACCGUCAUAGAUGAGGCGACAGUACUGACGAUCAUGAACGCCAUCGAGACGAAAUGGAACUCUAUAGAUGAAAAAUCACAAAACAUUUAUGAUGAGGUGGUUUCGAAGGACGAUAAAGAUUUGAGGACGGUCCUACCGGACGAUUUGGACGAUUUGUUGAAGAGAGUCCGGCAGAAGCUGAGCUUCAAGCUAUGUCAAGAGUUUAUGUAG
Huiozyma naganishii CBS 8797 is the source of this 2223-nucleotide messenger RNA. RefSeq names its product Nup85p (gene NUP85). NCBI's taxonomy places the organism in Eukaryota, Fungi, Ascomycota, Saccharomycetes, Saccharomycetales, Saccharomycetaceae. The transcript has a single exon. The record is from RefSeq and is a predicted model, not a curated record. Bases 1 to 2223 code for a protein of 740 amino acids. Gene Ontology annotation, molecular function: structural constituent of nuclear pore. Gene Ontology annotation, biological process: mRNA export from nucleus; protein import into nucleus; positive regulation of DNA-templated transcription. Gene Ontology annotation, cellular component: nuclear pore outer ring.